GUGCGAUCCGGGAGAUUAGGACGUAUCCGGGCAAUGCUAACAUUCUCUACGAUGUCGUCGCUCUUUGCCGGACUCACUCGGUCCAUGGAUUAAGCAUAAUUUUAAGAAGAGUUGGAUUUAUAUUGCGAAAAAAAUCGAAAAAUGAAGAUCGUAUUCUUAACUUUGCUAGUUUUGGCGGCUUUGCUCAAAGAAUGCAUUCCAGUACGCUUCGAGUAUUUGGGAGUGCCAGGAUUCGUUCUUUUGGGUGAACCUGUGUGGCUGGAUUGCGGAUAUGAAUUGGAAGGAAACGAACUGUAUUCCGUGAAGUGGUACAAGGAUAAUGUUGAGUUUUACAGAUACCUUCCAAGUGACAAUCCUUCCGCCCUUAUGUACAAACUAGAUGGAGUCUACCUUGAUCUCGAACGUUCCAAUGCGACUCAUGCACUGCUCUACAAAACGGAGAUGCAAACCGAAGGGAUGUACGGAUGUGAAGUUUCAACUGAAAUGCCUCACUUUCGAACAAUCAAAGCGGAAAAAGAACUCUAUGUGUAUGUCAUACCUGAGGGCGAUCCUGCAAUAUUUGGAGUAAUGAAUAGAUAUCCAAUUGGCUCUGCAGUGAAUGUGACAUGCGUUUUCGGACCCUCCAAGCCAGCAGCUGAAUUAACAUGGUACAUCAACGGGGAUAAGGCACCAGAAGCGUAUGUACGUCAAAGACAGAAGGAGAUUUAUCAGAAUGAUCUGGAGACAACUAAAUCUCGACUCUUCUUCGUAGUUGAUCCCAGCCAUUUACGUCAAGGAACUCUGAGUCUUCAGUGCACAGCAUCGGUUUCAUUGGUACAUUCUAAAAGCAGUAUUGAACUUAUCGUAAACGACGGAAGCUCUGGCGCUGAAUUUCUGCAUGUUCCCCAUGUGCCUCCAGGACUUGAAGGACCAAGUAUUACAGGAAGUGUGUCUCGAUAUUAUGUGGGUGAUACUGUAGAUGUAAACUGCUCUUCUGCAAGAUCUUUGGAACCAGCCCAACUACAAUGGUUCGUUAACGACAAUGAGGUGAAGCCAGAAUUCCUUUCCCAGUAUCCACCAACUGUAUACCCAGAUGGAUUGUCCUCCACUAAGUUAGGCCUUCGUUUUCGAGUUCAAGAGGACCACUUCAGAUCUGAGGAAAUGAGGCUGAAAUGCACGGCAACGCUGGCUAAGAUAAUUACGAUGACAACUGUUGAGACAAUCGCUGUGGGACCCCAAAGGACAUCUGGAUUUCAAGUAGCUAAUUCUGCUAUAGGAUGGAAAAACCUCGAAACCACUACAUUGGAGUGCAUGGCUAUCUUGACGAGUUUUUUGACUUUGUACUUAAGCUGACCAUUAUCGUUGGAAAGUAUGAGUUUGACUUAUCUUUUCUCAAAGUGACUCAUGCCUCUAUAUGGAUGGCUUGAGUAAUGAGGGUCGAACUCAUCUUACUGUAAAUAGCUUAGCGUUUUCUUGGAUGGUAUUACAAACCGACUGCGCAGGACAAAUCGUGUAAAAUUUGAAAUAUUAAACUGAACUCAGAAUCGACGUUUUUCUUCUUUCUUAUAAACGCUUUCCAUCAGCAUCGUCUAUGGAUGAAUUUCUGGAGAAAAAGAUGUUGCUUUGUUCUUUGUAAUUUGAUUACGUCUGUAUUAUGCACCCAUUACAUAAAACGUAUUUUGAUCUUCAGUUUUUGCUUGUUAUUUAUGAUUUU
Molecule: messenger RNA, 1693 nt
Organism: Argiope bruennichi
Lineage: Eukaryota; Metazoa; Arthropoda; Arachnida; Araneae; Araneidae
Product: synaptogenesis protein syg-2-like
Exons: 8
Coding region: 142-1332 (396 amino acids)
Source: RefSeq, a predicted model, not a curated record